GAGAUGAGCAACAUCCUGCUGCAGGUGUCCGAACGGGACACGCGGAUGUUGCGGAGUCUGGCGCAGUUGUCGAAAAACGAGGUUCCCCAGCAAAGAGAGUCUAAAUCCAAUCAGUCACUGCAGAUGAAAGCUGUCGGCCUGACUGAGAAACUGAAUCCAAUCCCCCCUGCGGAGCCCACAAGCAGGUACUACUGUUGCUCUGUGCUUCCAAGAAACCUAACUCUCCAGCUCUCUCCGUACAAGCUGUGCUACUUGUGCAUGCAGCGGACUCUGAGGAAUGUUCUAGAGAACAGACGAGAGCAACGAGACGCAGAGGAGAAAGCUUGUGGAAACCUUUUACUGCUUAAAGAACAACUGAGAGAUGAGCAGGAGAUGGAGCAAGAGCUAGCAAAGCUAACUGAGCGGCGUGAGCAGGCAAAGAAGGUGGCUGCGUUCAACUUGCACAUGUCAAGGCGGGAGAAGAGCUCCUGUUUCAACUGUCCUAGAUCAUUCGUCUUCCCGGCUCGACCAGUCACUCCCCCGAAGAGGAUACGGCAGCAUCGUUACAGGCGUGAUCUACGGAGCCAGAUGGAAAGGAGACAGCAACUCGUGGCUCAGGACCAGCAGUACCGCCUUCUUACAGAGCGACUUGACCAGAUGCAGCUGAUGGAGGAGAUAGCUUUGCAGAGGGCUCAGCGGCUCCAGAAGAAACUGGAGAAAACCGAGCAUUACAGGAAGGCUCUGGACGCUCAGGUGGAGGGCAAGAUGUUCACAUCGUGUCCCGAGUGUCCGCCUGACAAACCAAGACUAAAUCGCUGCGAAACAGCAAUUAGGAGGGCAGAGAACUGAAAGAGAGCACAAAAGCUCUUUCAGGCGAACUUCAGUGUUGCCACUCAGAGGGAGGAGAUCCAACUACACUUUUUCUUUUUCUAACUACAGCUGGAAAAAGAAAAGGAAAUGCUAAAACACACUAAGAUGGAGUUAAUGCAGGACAACACCAAUCAUUUCGAAAAGAAGCAUGCCUUCCGAAAAUCACUGGAGGACGACUGGAGUCGAAGUGUUGAGCUCAAACACAAGCGAGAGGAAGAGGAGAGGCGCUUCCUGAGAUCUGCUGGAAAACUGCUGGUAGACAAGCUCAAAGGAUGCCAACGCUGUUGGAGGUGUAAAAGGAGGACCACCAACUGCGGAGAAACCAACAUAUGGAAGGACUCGUGUUGCCCCUCAGGUUCACAGUUUAUGAUCUGAAGCAGAAUGACGUUACGAGGAAAACGCUAACAAAUUGAACAAGUCGCUGCUGCAUUGCAGCCCAAUGAAAUAUACACUAUUUUAAUUGUUCUUGAUCACUCUUUCACAAUUAUAAUGCGCAAUUCGCAGCUGCUCUGUGUGUUUUAUUUUUUUUUUAGUCGUUUUAAACUCUGGAAACUUUUUUCAGAGAUCCAUAAUAAGUGUUUCUACAGAAUAAGUUUUAAAUAGGAUUUGAUGAUUGUGAGCUUCAUUUCAUUGCUGUGCCUUUAUUAUCAUUAAAUUAAAGAAGCAAAUCUGCGAUGA
This is a messenger RNA of Xiphophorus maculatus (southern platyfish), 1527 nucleotides long. RefSeq names its product coiled-coil domain containing 81 (gene ccdc81). NCBI's taxonomy places the organism in Eukaryota, Metazoa, Chordata, Actinopteri, Cyprinodontiformes, Poeciliidae. Gene Ontology annotation, cellular component: centrosome. The record is from RefSeq and is a predicted model, not a curated record.